Neoarius graeffei (lesser salmon catfish) is the source of this 765-nucleotide messenger RNA. RefSeq names its product outer dense fiber of sperm tails 3-like 2a (gene odf3l2a). NCBI's taxonomy places the organism in Eukaryota, Metazoa, Chordata, Actinopteri, Siluriformes, Ariidae. Gene Ontology annotation, cellular component: cytoskeleton. The transcript is spliced from 4 exons. The record is from RefSeq and is a predicted model, not a curated record. Bases 1 to 765 code for a protein of 254 amino acids.
AUGGCAGAAGAAGCGACGAGACAGCGUCCUCUCAUUGCUGGCCGGGAGAAGGGGCCCGGACCGGGGCACUAUGCUCUCCCGCCUACCACUGGCUACAUAAACCAUGACUACACCAAGCCCAGCAGUCCGGCGUACUCCUUCCACCGCCGCAUGAGCAGCAAAAUGCUGUUUGAGGACUCGAGUCCUGGGCCUCGGUACUACGUGGACAGCAAGAUCACGCGCUUCGGAAGAGAUGGCACUCCGUCGUACUCGAUGCUGGGUAGAAAGAAGGUCGGAGGUGGUACAUUCCAAACUCCUGGUCCAGGAGCCUACAGUCCAGAGAAGGCACCUCCACUAAACUGGCAUCGCUGCCCACCAUCCUUCACCAUGGGGUUCCGUACACGCUACAGGAGUGUAGACACUGUGCCCGCCCCCAACCGCUACACCCUACCCAAUCUAUUAGGUUCGCGGAUUCCCAACAAGCCCUCCAGCGCCAGCUACUCCAUGUCCCGCCGUAUGAAAAUUGGUGCGCCCUCUGAGGACCUGGCAACAACUCCCGGGCCAGCUCACUACACUAGAACAGACCCAAGCGUCUACAUGAACAGGCAGCCAUCUUUCUCCAUCCAGAGUCGCCACAACAUCCCCAGCGAUGCCACAUGCAAGCCUGGACCGGGCACGCACUGCCCAGAGAAAGUGACAGUGCACCUACCCAGGCCACCGUCUUUCACCAUGGGGGUGCGGCAUUCAGAGUUUGUCACACCUCUAGUCAUCGAUUUAACUAACUGA